Messenger RNA from Theileria equi strain WA, 1301 nucleotides. Its product is annotated as lipoate-protein ligase, putative. Gene Ontology annotation, molecular function: lipoyltransferase activity; lipoate-protein ligase activity. The coding region runs from base 4 to 1101 and encodes 365 amino acids. Gene Ontology annotation, biological process: protein lipoylation. The record is from RefSeq and is a predicted model, not a curated record. The transcript has 10 exons. Lineage: Eukaryota; Apicomplexa; Aconoidasida; Piroplasmida; Theileriidae. Gene Ontology annotation, cellular component: cytoplasm.
AAAAUGUGGAAUUCAUUCCACAUCCUUAGACAGCAGUACAACACUGCAUCUAAAACGAUGAAUAAGAAGCUGUCUAUUAUAUUUUCGCGAGAAAAUAAUAUUUACUUUAAUUUGGCCCUGGAAAAUUAUUUAUUGUCCAAAUUUUCGUCAGGAUUUCCAAACAAGGCUCAUGCAAAUGUACCUAUGAUCUACCUAUGGAGGAAUUCUCCAUCAGUGAUUAUUGGUAGAAAUCAAAACGUUUGGUCCGAAUGUAAUUUGGAUAAUAUCAAGAAGGAUAAUGUAAACCUUGUUCGCAGAUUUACGGGUGGAGGUGCAGUCUAUCAGGAUUUGGGAAAUACAUGUUUUACAUUUAUAUCGAGUGCCAACGAUUAUAAUUUUGAGGCCAAUUCCAAGCUAAUUUGCUCAGCUCUAGGGAAGCUUAUAGGUGAAAAGUGUGAGCCUAGUGGCAGAAACGACUUAUGUGUAAACGGUUUAAAGUUUUCUGGUGCUGCUUUCAAGGUACUUCCAGAUGCUGCACUUCAUCACGGAACCUUGCUCAUUAACUUGAAUACCGGAUCAUUGGAAAAAUACUUAACACCAGAUAAAUCAAAAUUAGCCAAACAUAAUGUAAAGAGUGUAAAAUCGCGUGUUGCGAAUCUAGCUCAGUUUAAGCCAGACAUUACCCAUGACGAGGUUUCAAAUACCAUAAUAAAAGAAGCUAUGGAGUACUACAAUGCUGAAAAUGAAGAGAUAAUAAUACUGGGACGUGACUCUAGUUUUUGUGAAGAGGAAGGGUUUAAGGACUGUCUCGAUAAAUUAACUAAUGAAAAAUGGAUUUACGGACCUAAAAUGUUGGAGUGUAAGGCAUUUAAGAAAAGAUUUGACUUUGGAAGUUUUGAAUUCUGCCUUGAUGUUAAUAACGAUACGGUAGAAAGCGCAUGGAUUUAUUCUGAUACUCUGAACAGUGACUUUGUUGAUUAUUUGAAUCUACAAUUUAAUAAAAACCCAUUUUUGUUCAAUGCAAAUUCAUUUAACAAAAUUUUGAGUGAAUGUGAAUUCCCUAAUUGUAAGGAAAUGAUUUCCGAGAUUAAAGAGUGGAUUUGUCAAGAAAACUUUGUCUAAUUCAUUCUCAAUUUGUAUGAGAGUUAAUAAUAAUCAGUGUUAGCGAUGAUUUCAAGUUUUUUGUUAAUAAAUUCCCUGGUCGAAUUUCGAAGACUUUCCAGAUUCUCGUUAAAUUUUCUGGGAACCCAAAAUAUAGUUGGCUGGGUAGUUGUCGCAAUAAAAUUUCCCAUUGUUUCAUAAUGCUGUUUCAGCUUUAGCCU